GCUACAAAUCUGCACCAUGGAGUUGGACCUACUAAAGCGACCGAUUCUUCGUGCAGACUUGACGCAUCGCCCAUUGAGCGACACAAACUUGCAUGCACUCGAUGCAUCUAGGCCUGUCAAGCAGCAAGAAGAAGCGAAUUUGGGAUGCGGUUUCUACGUCUGCAUGUUGUUUUCGUUGUUGAUUGUUUUGCUAACGUUUCCGUUUUCGUUGUUUUUCUGCAUCAAGAUUGUAACCGAGUAUGAGCGAGCAGUAAUCUUCAGGCUCGGUCGUAUCAUAUCAGGACGUGGGAAAGGACCAGGACUGAUUUUUAUCUUGCCAUGUUUGGAUAACAUUAGAAAGGUUGAUCUACGGACUGUGUCGUUUGAUAUUCCACCUCAGCAGAUUCUAACUCGUGAUUCUGUGAGUGCUGUGGUGGAUGCCGUUGUGUAUUAUCGUAUCCAGAAUCCCACAAUGUCUGUGGCCGAGGUGGAAAACGUUAGUUUAUCAACAUUCCUACUUGCACAGACGACAUUGAGGAACAUGUUGGGUACGAAGACUCUUGCUGAGAUUUUGGCAGAAAGAGAAGCCAUCAGCCAUGAGAUGCAGAAGCAACUUGGCGAGGCCACAGACAAGUGGGGAGUCAAAGUGGAGAUUGUUGAAAUGAAAGAUGUUCGCUUGCCACAGGAACUACAGAGAGCCAUGGCAGUGGAGGCUGCAGCUGCACGUGAAGCCAGAGCAAAAGUCAUUGCUGCUGAAGGUGAGCAGAAUGCAGCACGUGCCUUGAGAGAAGCUUCCAGUGUGCUCGACCAGUCACCAGCAGCCGUGCAGCUUCGUUACUUGCAGACAUUGACGACCAUUUCUGCACAGCAGAACCACACCUAUCUGUUCCCGUUGCCACUCACACUGCUACGAGAAAUAUUUGGCCGAGGCAAAAGUCACAAGACGUAGAAAAUGAUAUUAAUGCUAACAUUGUAACAUUUUUUAUGUUAAUUGCUUACUGUUUGAUAUCAAUGUACCAUUUUAUAUUUUGGGUUUACUGUGUUGAUAUCAAUGUACUAUUUUAUAUUUUGGGUUUACUGUUUG
This is a messenger RNA of Corticium candelabrum, 1063 nucleotides long. Its product is annotated as stomatin-like. The transcript has 7 exons. The coding region runs from base 17 to 928 and encodes 303 amino acids. Gene Ontology annotation, cellular component: plasma membrane. The record is from RefSeq and is a predicted model, not a curated record. Lineage: Eukaryota; Metazoa; Porifera; Homoscleromorpha; Homosclerophorida; Plakinidae.